GUCAUACUGUUGGCUGCUUCCUGCCCUGACUUUUUGCAGAGGCGCGGUUUGUUUGCAUGGGAAGCCUUGAAAUUGGAAACUGAAGGCUAGACAUGGGCAGCUUUCCAGAUGUGAGCCAGCUGGCAAACACCCUUAUUGGAUACCAUAACGUUAACGGAAAUUACUGGAGAGUUGCAAAAAAUAUGAAAGAUGUUACAGUGUGGCGGAAACCUUCAGAGGAGUUCAGUGGAUUUCUGUAUAAAGUACAAGGUAUAGUGAAAGACAUCCCCACCCGAAUAAUUGACUAUAUUCGUCCUGGACCAUAUAGACUGAACUGGGACAGCUUGAUGACUUCAAUGGAUAUUGUUAAAACAUUUGAUGAGCCAGGUUGUUGCAUCUUGCGCUAUACGACUGCAGGACAGCUGUGGAAUAUUAUUGCUCCCCGGGAAUUCGUCGACUUCUCCUACACCACGGACUACCAAAACGGCCUUCUUUCCUGUGGUGUCAGUCUGGAGUACCCUAGCGGAUUGCAGAACUUCGUCAGGGGCUUUAACCACCCCUGUGGUUGGUUCUGCGUGCCCACAGAGGAGGCACCAACGCACGGGCUGCUAACGGGCUACAUCCAGACAGACCUGCGGGGCAUGCUGCCACAGUCCGCCGUGGACUCUGCAAUGGCCAGUAGUCUUAUCAACUUCUUUGUGGACCUGCGAAGGGCUCUGACCGUGUGACUGAACUUUGUUCCCUUCAGAUCAAAACAUUAUUAGCUGCCAUUAUGAUGCAGUUUUGGUACAUUUCUCUACAAGAUAAUAUUAUUGUGCAUUGCUGGUAGUAUAUUUAAAUCAUGAAGGGAAUCAGAUUUUUUAUAUGUGUUUUUGUAUAGCUUUGUGUCAUCUCUUAACUAUGGGGUAAUUAAUCUUCUCCCAGUGUAAUCCUAUUUCAAGAUUUUGGGUGGUUUAAACCCAAAGCACAGUAAGGUAAUAUAUACCUGCUCUUUUAAAUCUAUCUGUCAUUUCCAUUAUCUUUGCGCACAAUGGAUUUUGAGGAGGAAUUAAGUAUCUUUGGUGUAUACUAUAUGAAUAUAUUUAAUGAAUGCAUGCUCUCAACUAGAGAAAUCUUUACGUAAGUAAAAUUUAUUUAUAAAGCACCUUUCACAGACAAGAGGUUACAACGUGCUGUACAGCACUGCAGUCUUUCUGAUUUGGGAGGUACCAAACUGCGCUUGGCUAUAGGAAAAAUAAAUAGGCAAGAAAUGCAAUGCAAUGACUAUUUUUAGCCCUCAAUCUAUGUGAUUAUGACACACACACACAGAAAAUAGUGACCUCAGCUUUUGUGUGAGUAUGACACGCACAGAAAAUAGUAACCUCGGCUUUAUGAACAAAGACCAACAUAGACUAUAUGAUGGGUAGGAUUUAAAUUAUGCUUUUAUUUAGUUUUAUUUCCAUCAUAAAUAUGCAAUAAAUUAAAAUGCAGCAGCUAAUAAAAAAGCACAUUAGCUAGGUAUGGAUCAUUGCAAGAAAACACUUUUCAAUUAAUUUUACUGUAAAAAUAAUAAAGAUUUAGGUACUGUCAUUAUUUUUUACAUGCACUGUUUCAUUGUGUAUGUAUAUUGCUUUUUAAAUCCUCAUCUGAUAAAAAGGUACCGUAAUCUCCUUUAAGGUACCUUUAUCAGCCAAGUCUUACAAUGACUUUGUAAAACAAUAACCCAUUGAUUGGCAAACUUUAACUGCCAAGAAGGAUUGUAUUAGUUCUUUGGGUCUGGUAUGGUUUUUAAAAUUGAAAUCAAAGUAUCCAUUUCAAAAAUAUUUGUUUUUUAUAAGGUUUUACCAUGUGAUUCUAGACAAAUAUAUUGUACACUUUUGUGCAUUUUAAUAUGAGGAAUUAAUGUAAUUCAAUUAAUUUGAGGUUCUGACCUCAAAUGCUGUCAUUCGUUGUAUUUGAACAUGCAGUUUUCCAGAUGUAGGCUUAGACCUUUAAAUGUUAAGGUAAAAGCUAAUUAGCGUUACCAUGAGCACGCUGCGACUUUAGCGUUACAGUGAGCACAAUGUAACAUUACACAUUAGCAUUGCUCUGGGACUUUGAUAUGCCCAGGAGGGUACAUCAUGAUACUGAAACAUUUUUUGUGGUGAGAUUUCUUUUGGUCUUUAAAUAAAUUUGUGUAGAUAUGAAUAUUCAUAAAUGCUCCCAGCUUUUACAGUAGAGGGUUUAAGGUGUGUGUGCAGUAUAUUCAAAACAUGAUUUUUAUACCGACAUUCUUUAUUGUUCAAUGUGCAUUGAAAUACAGAUUAAAUCUCAGAAAUGCCAUUUAAA
This is a messenger RNA of Brienomyrus brachyistius, 2286 nucleotides long. It is a transcript of the gene stard4, whose product is annotated as StAR-related lipid transfer (START) domain containing 4. Gene Ontology annotation, cellular component: endoplasmic reticulum; cytosol. The record is from RefSeq and is a predicted model, not a curated record. Gene Ontology annotation, biological process: intracellular cholesterol transport; cholesterol transport involved in cholesterol storage; cholesterol import. NCBI's taxonomy places the organism in Eukaryota, Metazoa, Chordata, Actinopteri, Osteoglossiformes, Mormyridae. The transcript has 6 exons. Bases 93 to 707 code for a protein of 204 amino acids. Gene Ontology annotation, molecular function: cholesterol binding; cholesterol transfer activity.